CAAGAUGGCGACUUGGCAACAGGACGCACAAAGUCAUGAAAUUUGACAACACCAUGAUUUUGUUUUAAUUGAAGUAACUCAACCAGAAACAUGGCUGCAGAAGUUGGCAGCAUGAGUCAACUCCCAGAUAUCAUCGAAGGGAAGGGCUUGCUGUCUCCGAGGAAUUCAACGUCUUCACUCACCAAGCCAAGCAGACCGCCAUCAUGUCAAGAACAGGCUGCGCUGUGGGCAAUCGAAAUCCGCCAGGUCCUCGAUGAUCAGAUGCGAGUCUCAUUGAUGGAGGUGUUGGAUGAAGACGUUGAGAGACUGAAACAGGAAUUGGUUGCCCUUUUUAUUGUGGCUCUACAACAGGAUAGUCGACCGUCUUGGCAACUCUUGAGAGAGGUGAUCAAUAUCUUAAUACCAUACAGAGAAUUAUUACAAGGCAAACCUGAUAUGUGUCACUAUUUGGAACGAGUCAUCCACCACAUCAACGUCCACCAUGACAGAUUAAAAGACAUCCGCAUUGUCGACGCUAUGAAGAAGGUAUUCCCGCAGGAGGUGAAGAAGAUUACACAAUUAGGGAAAGGUCCCGCAAGGAAUUACACUGCACCACUUCAGCCACGCCACAGUACCCAGUUACCCACCGAGAAGUCAACCAUAGGGGUCAGGACACCCAGGAUUAUGUACCCUGAGGGGCAGGACCCAUUCAGAAUGGAAUUGCCACUCAAUGAGUCAAAAAUCAAGCCAAAAGCCCUGACGUUCAGAGACCUGAGAGCCUCACUACCUGCUGUGGCAAAGGAAACUGCCAACCGUGAGUCGAUCUGGGGACACAGUCUUGGUCUGACCGCCCAGGCGCUGAGCACAGACCUCCUGGAGGAAAUGAUCAGGCAGGGAGAGAGCAGACGAACAAGAAAAUCAGACGCGAUGUCGGUGAUCUCUGAGGAAAAGCUUGGAGAGGAGGUGGCUGAGAGUGAAGCACCACAAGAGGUGCACCACACUCGUUCAAUGACAGGACGAGAAGCUGUUGAAUACUUCACGAGAUGCUACCACACUGGCAAGAUUCGAUUCAUGUACUUCAACAUCGCCCCGAACCGACACUACUGCCCCUAUGACCUUUGCUCAACUCAAAAACACAAGGCCAAACCGGAACAUUAUGUCUUCUCAACUUUCGGCGUGUUGCAUGUGCACCCAGAUACCCAAUCUGAGAGUAUGUCGUUGACAGACUGGCAGAGGGAGGCUGUGCUAUGGGAGGCAACGUCUAAUGUUCCUUUCUUUAAGGACUAUCUGAAGAUGAAGAUGUUUAGAAGGUGGAAAGAGAACAUUGACUACAAACGAUUCCUGAAGACAGUUGAUAAUCUGUCUGUGCAGCUUCUGGCCAGCGUACCGCUCUUUGGAGUCGGUCUCAUCCAGUUGUCAAGAAUUCUCCAAGAGCUACUGACACUGAAAUUCCUGCCAAUAGAAACCACCAAAAUGUACGAAUUAGGAGACUUUGAGAACAUUGUGACGUACAAGACAAAUCAGGCUGAGAAAGUCCUGGAAAAGUUCUAUCGAUAUUCCCGUCUUAUCCUUGAUACCACUGUUGCUGAGUGCCAUAAGAAGCUGAGGUAUUGUGAAGCCCAGGUGCAACACAAAACUGUCUUCUCGAAAGAUUCCCUCCAUAUCCAAAGGGUAAAGAAGGAACAGCGAGAGGAUAAUCUAAAGAAAGCUAAGGAAGAAAUGGCCCGUCUCCCAGACAUGAUGAAACUCGUCCACCAGAUUGUCCUAUCUCAUCUCGUCCAGAUUGCCCGCUCGAAUACGGAGUUGUUUGUCGGGGACGUCAUGAGGAUUGGACAGGUGGCACAGCGUGAGGGAUUGUUCAAGGUUCAUCUCGUCUUCAAUGAAAUGAAUUCCCUAACCAUCAAUCCAGACAAGGGCAAAUUCUCGCGCUCCUUGUCAAAGGCUUUGGAGGAGAUUCCGAUGAUUCUGUGUGAGGCUGCCGAGGUCAUCACGGACGAAAAUCGCCAAGACGUUGGCCGAAAGUCUCGAUCCUUGCUGUCGACUCCCUCCACAAAGAAGGAAGACCUCGGUCCUCUUAGUGACACGACCAGACGGACAGCCCUUGUACCACAGGAGGAGGAACGAUCACAGGAGAUGUGGGACAGCAUGACGGAAGGUGAUGCUGACUUUGAUACGGAGUCGGGUUGGAAUACACCAAGUGAUGUCAGGCUUGAGACUCCAAAAUUCGAUGAUGUCUACGACCGAGGUAGCCAAGAUGGCGAGUUUGGCAUAGCGACGCCGGACCUCGUCAUAAGAUAUGAGCCUAACGAUUCUGAACGCUCUGACCAAGUCAACCUGACCACUUUGAUUCAACCUCUGUCCCAGGAGAACCUUGAGGAAAAGCUCAAGUUAGACAAAGACUACAAGAAGGCCCUGAAGAUCCAAGAGGAACUGAUGCAUGAGUCCCUGCUCGAGAUCGACCAGUACUGUGAAGACAACGGCUGGCUAAUCGAGAUAUACCAGUUCUGUAGUCAGUGGUCCGACAAGACUGUGGUUGAGUAUAGGAAUGUCGCAGCCUUCAAUAUCGAGCAAAAACUGACGGAGAUCCGCCAGUGGAUUGAGCGUGUUCGGAACUUUGAUCUCAACUUUAAGACAACCAAUGGUAUCUUCUUUGUUAACUGCUGCGGCGUCCAUGAUCUUCUUGUGCCUAAGUUGAAUCACAUUUACAAGGAGAUGGUGACUUUCAUUGCACGGGAGGCACGGAAACUCGCUCAGGGAUUUGUGGACGAGAUGAACAGUAUCAUAAAGAAUCUGCAGAAUAAAGACACAGCCCUUGACAAGUUCGCUAAAUACUCCAAGAAUGUUCACGAGUACAAGAAAAACAUGAUCUCUUACCAGCAGAGGAGCGAUUACAUCAAGUCAUUAUUCGAGGUUAUCCGCAUGUGCUAUCGCCAGCUGAAGCCAGAGGAGGAGAAGUUAGAGGAACAGGUGCAGUCACGCUGGGAGGCCUUCCUCUUCCAUAUCCAGGACGCCAAUGAGUUCCUGAGCAUACAGACGCCUCUCGUCACGGCAAAACUUGAGGACACUUACAAGAAACGUGUUGACAAUCAGAUGAAGGGUAGACCCCCUGUCAUGACGGGGCUGCGUAGGUUUUCUGUGGUGGCGGAGGGCAUCAAGCAGAAUAUCCGCAACAAGAACGUGAUGUCAGAAAACACGCUUCCAGCAGUUGCAAAAACGGCAUUAGAAAUGAUGAAGAAUCCGAGUGAUGUCAUGAAACUUGAAGAGGAAGCCAAUCGUCUUUGCAUUGAAGCUACAACUGGGAAAUAUCUCGAUCCAAAAAGUGAAGCAUUGCCACUGCUCAAGAGACUAAAAGAGAUCCUACAAAGAUUCUACCGGGUAAAAAGUGAACUGUUGGACAUCGGCCAUUAUAAGGAGGACAUCACGGGAGAAUCGUACGACACUAGCUACCUCCGGGAGCUGCAGUCGAAGAUCGAGGUACGGAACGAGCUAUGGAAGUACCUGGAUGUCAGCGUCAACGCCAUCAAGGACUGGAAGAAGGUCCUUUUCAAAAAGAUGCAUGUGAAGAAGGUCUUUGAGAAGAUCAACGAAUGGCAAGCGGCAGCCGUCCAGAUUAAACGACACAUUCCAGUGGAUGAUGCCGUCUUGAAGUUUUUCUAUCGUCACCUGCAAGACUUCAAACAUGAACUGCCGUUGUUGUAUAAACUCUCCAGUGAUGCAUUGAAGGAAAGACACUGGAAGACCAUCUUCAUUGGUAUGGGAGAGCAGUAUGACCCGCACUGGAAGUUCACCGUGGAAGACCUCUUGUCCUACAACCUCGGCCAGCAUAGCCUCCUCAUCAACACCGUCUACCAAGGCGCGGUGGCCGAGUAUGAUCUGGAACAGAAACUGAAUCGCGUCAAGAAGUAUUGGGAAGAGAAGCAGUUUAAACUUGCCAAACAUAUACCGGAUAGUGUCUAUGCUCAAGAAAAGAAAACUGAUUCUCUAAUAUCGCCUCGCAAGUUAACCAGAGUUGAGAAGUUCCGCCAGGAGAGGACGAAAUCUGCAGAGAGCGGUGGCCUCGAUUUGAAACGUGACGACUUGUAUACAUUGAUAGAGAUCGAAGAACUUAAGUAUAUGCUGGAGGAUAGUUCUGUGACUCUCCAGUCCAUGCUAGUCUCGCCGUUUCUGGCGGAGCUGCGUCCAGAAGCGGAGCGAUGGGAUUUCAUCGUUCAUGAACUAGAGGAGAUCAUCGACUCAUGGCACACAUGUCAGAAGAAGUGGUUGUACCUUCUGAAGGUAUUUGAAGAUGCAGACGUCUUUGAGAUGUUUGGUAAACACAGCAAGAAGUUCAAGGCUGUCAAUAAGAAAUUCAAGGAUUUCAUGAGUGCUGUAGCAGACGAUCCAAGAGUCCUGUCGGUCGUCACAAAACGUCGCGGCGAGAAAGGUUUCAAGCUCCUCUCUGGCGACGUCCUGAAAAAUAUGUUCAGUGACCUGAUACAAGACCAAGAAGAAGUCCUAAAACAUCUUGACAAAUUCCUUGACAAGGCUCGCAUGGGAUUCCCACGCUUGUAUUUCCUCAGCGACCAAGAGUUGGUCGAUUUGCUCGGGAUAUCGCGAAGUCCUCAAGCACUUGUGCCUUACGUCCAGAAGUGUUUCCCCGGGAUUGAAAACUUGACAUUUGCGCUGCCGGAGACCAUGGAAGGCAUGCACACUGCUUUGGAUUUUGCUUUGAAUGCACAUGUGAUGGAAGUGACAGCUUUGCACGGCAUCCUGGGAGAAACAGUCCCGCUGACAACGAGGAUUGAAGCGAUGACGAACGCUCCAAAAUGGCUGUCGAAACUGGAGCUGACUAUGAAGACCACCAUGUCUACAGUACUGCAAGCUUGCGUCCUGGCGAGGCUUGAUGAAGGUUCAGCUCAACCCCAAGUGCUACAGCUUCUGGAUGAGGUCGCACAGCUGGAGGAAAUGGGCAAUAGCCGCGACAUCACUUCAAUCAAAGAUGACAUCCGCCACACAUUUGAACACUGGUUGCUUCGGUUCCCCAGCCAGUCUGUCCUGGUUGCUGAGGGCGUUCUGUUUGAGCAGAAAGUCCAUCUAGCUCUUCAGCAGAAGAACAUAGAUGGUUUAGCAGAAAUAAGGGAGAACCUGCGUUCCAGAAUCGAGCAGUAUUCCCACAUUCUUCGAGAGAUCUGUGCCGACUAUCUCUAUUCGGAGACGAAGCAACGCUUGCAUGCGCUGGUUGGGAACCUGAUCAAUCAGACGAUGCACCAUAGGGAUAUCCUGGAAGCUCUUGUCAGCUGUCCGGAUAUCUCUGAGACGAUGUACGAUUGGUCAAAAGUUUUGAAGUACCACAUGGACAUGACAUCGAUAUUAAGAGCCAAGACAGAACUCUGUGACCCUGAUCGUAUUCCACCAAAGCAGUCGAGUUCGUUUGUAAGGUCAUCAGAAGGUGCCCGGGAUAAGAUCAAGGAGACAGGUCGGGAACUCACAACAACUGUCACCUCCACCUAUGACCUUGGGCAGUGUCUGAUGCACCAGCUUGGCUACGUCCAUCUCUAUGACCACGAAUACCUCGGCCUGAACCGGCAUCUCAUCUUCACGCCACUGACAGAGAGGGCGUAUCUUACGUUGAGUAUAGCUUUGAAGAACUUCAAUUGUGGGACGUUGAUGGGACCGGCUGCGACUGGAAAGUCGGAGACUAUCAGAGACCUGUCCCAGUCCCUGGGACGGCAUCUGGUCACUGUGAACUGCUGUGAGACAGUAUCCAUACCAACGAUCACACAGUAUCUGAAUGGUAUCAUCCAGGCUGGAAGCUGGGUUCUUUUUGAUGACUGUGAGAGACUAGACAAAGGUGUCAUGUCCGUGUUUGCCCAGCAUCUCGAUUACCUGAGAGCUGCCUAUAAGAUGAUGGACAAGGCGAAUGAUAGUCAAUACAAGGUCAGGGGCACUGCUAAGGCCGAUGUGAUGAAACCGCGUAUAAACCGGACAAGACGUCACUCCCUGACGACACUACACCCAAUGCCGGGCAAUGACAUGCCGAGUUUAGAAAGACAGGCAACUGUCCCCCAUGGAUUUAACGAACAAGGUCUUCAUACGUACUUUGAGGACACGUGGAUCAAGGAGCGCGAACGACGACAUUCGAUCGGUGCUGCCGACAAUCUGAAGGAGGCUGAGCUCUACCCGACUGCCAAACCUCCGUCCCUCUUCCAAGAGGUGAAGUUCGAAACAGCUGCCAAAAAAGUCGAGAAGAAGCGCAAUAAAGUGGACUUCAGACAGUUGGCAACACGCCCUGCGUACAAGCCAGCGUACUUCUCAAACCUUCUCUUCAACGGUAAACUCAUCAAGGCUCGAGCGAACUUUGGGUGUUUCAUGACCAUGAAUACACAGGGCACAGCAUAUACUCAGAUUCCUGAGUGUCUCAAGCUUCAGAUGAGAUCGUGCGCCCUUGUCUCACCAGAUGUCAAGGUCAUUCUAGAGAUGACACUAUUCUGCUGCGGAUUCUCGGAGUCCAAGAAACUCACUGAAAAACUUUUCCUACUCUGGGACAUGAUGCAGACACAGCUGUCCAAGAAGCCCCAAUACGCCCUGACCCUCCGCACAUUGAAGACCAUCCUAUCCUUGGCGGACAGAAAGUUACGUGCGAGGCGCCAUCUACAUGAAGCUAUUGCAGAUGCUCAGAGUAUCGGCCAUUCGUCGUUGGCAAAUAUGAUGGAAGAAAAUGAUGACAUGAUUGAAGAGGACACUUCAGAGUCACCACCACCCACAGUUCGACCAGCAUCUGCCUUCAGUUUCACGGACGAGACUGGUCGCGAGGAAUAUGCCCUCAUCUACGGCCUCAUGAACGCCCUCUCUCCAAAGAUGCAGAAUGAAAACGAUGCGCUCCAGAUGAAGAACCUGAUACGAGAUGUUUUCCCGCAGAGUACCCGGCCCAAGUCGGGUGUGAUGAGCUACGAUCCGGGCCUCGUCUCGGCAAUACAGGAACAGAUGGCACAGGACAACCUGCAGGCCACAACAGAACAUGUCAACAAGAUUCUGCAACUCUACUCAGCGAUCCAGAUGAAACAAGGAGUGAUUCUGAUUGGGCCUUGCGGUAGUGGUAAAACGACGUCGUACCAGACUCUAGCACGAGCGCUCAAUAACCUUCACUGUAAGAAACUUGAAAAGAAGGAACUGGAUGAACUGAAGGUUGAACAAGCAAUUUUCGAUUCGAGUCGCCAGAAAGUCAAGGUUCUACGGGAGUCUGUGCCGCGUGUUGAGAGUAAAAUCACCAAUAAGUGGAAACGGAUCAGCAGUGGACUCGGCGCAAUUAACUUCCUCUACAUGGGCCUACUCGAUGAGAAGGCCGAUGAUAUCUGCUAUCCCAAAGUUGACCUCUCGGUGCUGGCACCAAAUGUUUUCUCGACUGAAGAGCUUUUUGGCUUCUUCAAAGAUGGCAUCUGGCAGCAAGGUCUCCUGGCAAAACUGGUCAAGACUUCAGAAUUCCAAGUCAACUCUGCCAAAUUCGCGAUGGAGAACUUCGAUGAGAAGAAAAACAAAGCACAGGUGGAGCCACCAGACUACAUCAAGAAGUGGCUCGUAUUGGACGGCGGGAUCCAGUUACCGUGGGUGGAGUCUCUGAACACGUUGUUGGAUGACAGCAAGACAUUGUCCCUGGCAAAUAGGGAGACAUCUGCACUGAAGAUUCCAACAUCACUGUUAUUUGAGAUGAACGACCUGACAAAUGCCUCCCCUGCCAUGCUGACACGAUGUGCCCUCGUCAAUCUUGGUGACACCAAUGUCCACUGGAAGUCGCUAGUAGAGUCCUGGGGAGUCGGUGCCAAACAGAAAUGGCUCAUCAAUACUUCAAGCUUUCGAGUGAUACUCGAAAUGGCCAAGUACAUUUUCACGCUGACCUUGAAAUUCUUCGCAGAGAAUUGUUCCUACAGCCUCACCGCCGAUACUGGUGUCGGACAUCAGGUUGUGAGUGGUGUACAGGAAGUGACAUCAUUCCUGAAUAUCCUGUCUUCGCUGCUUGACCGCCAUUAUCUGCGGGAGGAGUGGGAGAAAACGUUGUUACAGCAAUCGGUGCUCGAUGUCAGGAGGUCUCCGAGGAGUAAUACAUCUGUAAAAAGCCGAGGAAGCUCACGACUUGAGGAGCAUGUCCCAAACUACAUCAGUACGAUCAAGUCCAUGUUUGCGUAUGCUUAUGUUUGGGGCUUUGGAGGCAUUCUCAGUGACAAACAUGUGCACAAGUUUGAUGAGCUGGCCAGGGAGAGUCUGUAUCGCGCUGCUCAUCCGGUCAGUAUACCAAGGUCUGGCACAGUGUACGACUACCAUGUGGACUUUAAGACCGGAGCCCUGGUCAAGUGGGAAUUCAAGCAGGACAGCAAGGGUCGCAGCGGGUCACAGUUCAUAGCAACAGCAGAGUCUGAGCGAUAUGGUUAUCUAGUCGAGCUACUGCUGAACAGCAAUCACCCGGUCCUACUCAACGGUGCCCCAGGAGUUGGCAAGACAUCCCUUGUAGAGAGUGUUGUGCAGAACAAACACCAGUUUACUCGAGCCAUCAUGAGUCCAGGUUUGACCCCGGCAUCGCUCCAGAAUCUCAUCACCAUGCACGUGAAUGACCUUCGUCAGAGGAGAGGUCAACCGACGUUACCAGGUUUAUCGUCAACAAGGUCAACAUCUCACCAUUUGUUCUUUUUGGACGACUUGAACACCGCCACCAAGAAUCAUGGGACAGGAUGCCAGCCACCUUUAGAGCUCUUGCGCCAGCUGCUGACGUAUAAGGGAAUAUUUGACACCGAGAGGAAAGUCUUUAUUGACCUCCAUGAGGCGGCCAUCUUGGCUGCCUGUACAAACCCGGGAACUCCAGGCAGCGGGUGUGGCACGUCUGCUCACAUUCUGCCGCCACGCCUUGCAAGACUCUUCACCACCGUCACUGUGAUGACGCCGUCUGACGAAGGCCUCCAUAAUAUCUACGGGAAAUGCAUUCGUUUAUGGUUGGAGGAGUUCCCCACAUAUUCAGUCGAACAUCAUGGAGAGUUUGCUAAGGCUAUGAUGCAAGGCAUAAUCGACCUCUACAAGUUGAUCCAAGCCCAGUUCCGGCCGACCCCAGCUCAGGCUCACUACAUGUUCUCACUGCAUGACCUUGCACAUGUCGUCCAGGGUAUACUAUUGAUGUCACCAAGGUCAAGGUCAACGCUAAAGAGCAAGAAGAAAGUGGGAAAAAAAGCAUCCAGCUCAAAGCGCGUGAAUCACCAAGUGAGCACGAUGUCUGCCGCCACAGAUUUGUCAGAAACACAGAUGGAGAAACCCCCCAUGAUGCGUGUCAUUGCUCGCUUAUGGUGUCAUGAGGUCACGCGGACCUUUGGUGAUCGUCUGACUACAGCGGAGGAUGCUGAUUGGUUCAAGGCAACGCUCCACGAGGUUGUGAACUCUCAUUUCUGUUCCACACCGGAGGACAUGUGGAAGAGUGAUCUGAUGGCAUCAAUUAGAGAGGAGACACAUUCACAGCUUCUGACCCCACUACAGAAGUCGACUACUCCAGGCAGAGAUACCCCAGCCUCAGGUCUGACAACUCCCUCGCAGACGGCAGAGGGCAUCAAAGUCCCCACACCUCCACCAGGUGCCAAACCAAGGAAACUAGACUCUCCAGACAGUGGUCCACGCUCCGUCCAUUCACAAUCUGGAGCAUCAUCCUCCCUCUCGUCUCACGAGUCAGAAAUUAUGGUAAAACCUGGCUCUGCUCCAGUUCACUCGGACAGUAAGAGAUCUCCUGUCCCAGACACUGUUUUGCAGCAUACCAAGUCUGAAACAGGCAAGGGGACAGCAGAGGCAAAGAUGUCUGAGGCCGGUAAAGGUGUGUCAGAGGCCAGUAAAGGGGUACCUGAAUCUGAAAAGCAGACAUCAACAGAACCCGAAGAAAGUACGGAAACUGAGACGACCUCUAAAGAAUUGGAGACUAGUGAGACAGAUAAACCAACAGAGAUCACGACAGAUGUUGAGUCAUCCGCAAAGACAGAAGAAGGUUCCCGUCCGCCAGUGCAAGGGGUUGGUUCUGCACGGAGCGUCAAGUUUGACCAGAAGACUUCCGGAGGUGACAAGUCUGAGCAGAUGCCAGAGGGUAACGAUGAUGAAGAUGAUGAUGAUGAAACUGAGAGUAGUGAGGAGUCCGAGACAGAGAGUGAAGAUAGUGAUGAUUCUGUUGAUAUGACCAGCGGUGAAGUCAAGGCUCAACUUGAACUCAUCAGAACCUCAAAACUACAAGAAAUUAAUAAGCCAGGCACACCAGGUCAUUUAUCCAUUCGCACUGGGAGUUCAGAUUCAAUAGGUGGCAAGGGAACGUUACAAGCUUCGUCAUCAAGUUUACGGAGUACAUCAACAGGUGGCGGCAUCAGGCGUGGCCGGCGCGGUGUCACAUUCAAGAGUGGACUCGUUUCUGAUCGAGAUGAUGAAGAGUUCCUCGGCCCUCUGUUUUCAAUGGAUCAGAUCAAGGACAGCCAUGAAGAACUCACGGGGUUCCUCUUCAACAAGAGCAUAUUGACGUGUUACACAGAAUCUACAAGACAAUCAGUCGAGAAAGGUUACGUUGAAGUAACUACUGAGCAGCUAGAGAAAGCCCUGAAGGUCUGCCUGGGUGUUUACAAUGAAGGAACAUUGCAGAAACUAGACCUCGUUUUCUUCCAAGAGGCUGUAGAACAUAUCACCCGGCUGAGUCGAGUUUUGACCAUGCAGAGUGGCAAUGCGUUGGUGCUUGGUGUGAGUUACAGCACGGGGCGAGCCACCAUGACAAGGCUGGCAGCCUAUAUUGCAAAAUGCAAGUUAUUCGAACCCAAACCACAACAGGCGUCCGCCAAUAACAGAGAGGUGACACGUGAAAUGAUCAAACUGUGUUGUCAGUCUACCAGCCUUCAGGGGCGUCCAUCAGUGCUUCUCAUUCAUGAGGACCUUGGCGAGGAGAGCCUGCUUGACGUCUGUUCACUCAUGAGUGAAGGUACCUGCCCCGAUUUGUACUCGCCUGAAGAACUCCAGGACAUAGUGGUACAGAUGACGCCAGGCUCGAUACCAACAAAGAGAGUUGACAAGAUUGAGCAGACGUUUGAAAAGUUCCGUAAACGCGUUCAACAGAAUCUGCAUGUGGUCGUCUGCUUAAGUUACACAGGCUCAAGCUACCAGUCUUUACAUGAUAAACUGAAGAAGUUCCCAUCACUGAUCAAGAACUGUUGCAGUGUUGACCUCUACCAGCCGUGGUCACGUCAGGCUUUUGUAAAGAUCGCUCACCAGUGGCUCCUGGACAGAUCUGCGUCAAUUAAGAUCCCCUGGUCAAGAGAGCCAGGCCAUGAUCAGAUGAGACAUGUCAGCCACGCCAUGUCAUAUAUCCACGAGUCUGCACGGUUAGUGGUUGAGAAGCAGUAUAGCCACAUGAGGGAGCCACUGAGGUCUGUCACGCCGCUCACCUUCAUGGAGCUCACACAUCUGUUCCGUGUGAUCACAGCAUGUCUUGUCAAGUCAGAACAGGCGAACAUCGACAAGCACAAGCGAGCCCUCAAGGAGAUCGAUGUAGCUCAGGCAAAGAUCACAAGUUUGACAAAAAGUAAGGCCAAACUCCGUCCGAAGCUCGAGGCAGCCAAUGAAGCUGUGGAAGGCCACGUCAAAAAGGUUGAAAAAGACAGGGUGUGUUAUAUUGAGGCGCUAGAGAAGUGUCAAGCUGAAGAGAAAAAGCUCGAGAAGAUGAUGGGUCCACUGUCAAGUCUCAAAGAGAGCGCACAGGCAGAAUUCAACAGGAAAGUGCAAUACGAGCAGAUCAACCCCAUCUACUAUGCCGCCCUCAACGCCAUGAAGCACCUCAGCAUCAGUGACUUUGCGGAGAUUAAAUCAUUCAAUGCUCCACCUGAAGUUGUCAAGGAGGUCGUUGAUAUGAUCUGCGUCAUGUUUGAAAAGCCUCCCAAUUGGGAAACUGGCAAACUUCUCCUGCUGAACGAAGGCUUCUUCAACGAGUUAGAAUUCUAUGACAAAGACAACAUCCCACCUCACAUUUAUAACGAAAUGUGCAAAUUUGUUGAAAACCCACGCUUUUCCAUUGAUGCAGUUAGAUGUGUCAACAAGGCCACGUCUGCCUUGACAUCUUGGAUUCACUCCAUCUAUCAUUACGCUAUGAUAAGUCAGGCCAUGAAACCGAGGCUUGCAAAGUUACUGGAUGCGGAAGGCGACACGAAAAAGGCACAAGCUGCUCUCGGUGCCAAGAGGAUUGAAGCGUCCAAAUCACGAGGAUCCCUGGAGCAGAGGAUUCAAGCCCACAAAGAGGCUGUCAAGCAGGCUAAGGGAAUCGAGAAACAGAUAGCGAAACUUGAUCAACAAAUCCAGGCGGCUGACGACCUGAUGGAGCAGAUGGAGACUGAGAACAUAUUGUGGAAGGAAGAGCUAGCUUCGUCAGAGCAGAAGAUACAGACAGCAGUCGGUGAUGCUCUCAUCGCUGCAGCAUCCAUCUGCUACUUUGGUCCGCUCGACAGCGAAAACAGAGCAAAUCUUUUAUCUGAUUGGUUGGCUAGGUGCGAGGCGGGCAACUUCGACGUGAAAACCUCCUCAAAGGUGACGCGGUCUGUUUCUCGGUCGACAAAAUUAGAUGUGAUUUUGAAGCCAUCGUUGGAGAGGAAAGUUGGCGGGGAAACGUCUGAUGGUUCGAAACUGGAUCAGAAUCAGAAUCGUACGAUCACAGAAUCUGGGAUGGAGAUGUCAUCAACAGAUACAUGUAUUCCCCAACCUGUUCUACCAACUCGGACUGUCUUUUGCUUGGAGGAUAUUUUCAGUUCAUUUGAGGAACAAUGCCAAUGGAGACUGAAACAUAUGCCAACAGAUCUCCACGCGGUGCAGAAUGCACUGAUUAUGCGGGCAUGUUGUCAGAAUCGUUACCACGUCUGGCCUUUGUUGAUUGACCCGGAUCGCCAGGCAAAGAAGUGGGUGGAGAUUCUUCAGAAGGGCAAGAGUCGGAUCCGAGAGAACCUCUUGACGCCAGUAAACAUGACGACGAAUGCUUCUCCGAGUGGCCCAUUGAUGCCUGGGAUCAGUUAUGAGGAUGUACCCCCCAGUCGAGGAACUGCGAUCACCGCAUGCACUGAUAUGUCAGAUUAUUCUUUGGGUGAAUCAAUCUCAUUGACCGAAUCUUCUUCAAAUUUCAAAAGCCAAGCCGCCCCAACAACUCCUCGGGUUGAGGAUCUGCGUCCCGUGACAACCCUCAUGCAGGGCACACUAUCCGAGCUGCACAUCGACGAGGAAUUCACACAUCCUCCCGACAAUCUCUGGGUCGUGGAAGCAGAUGACCAGAGCCUUGAUGGUAAAAUGAUCAACGCCAUCGUAUAUGGUGUCACUGUCUUAGUCACAAACUUGGAACGAAAGCCCCUUGACCCAUUAUUCAGAACUAUACUACUACGCCAGUUCACCGUUAAUGAAUCUGGUGAGAAAGUUGUACGUGUUGGCGAGCGGGAGUUUGUGUAUCAUCCUGAUUUCUGCCUCUACUUGAGUACCUCCGUGCCACUCUACAUCACUGGCGAUGGAAUCGGCAAAUUGCCGCUGCAGAAAAUGUGUGUGAUUGACUUGACGAUCAGUCCCGAAGGGAUUACGCAGCAACUCUUGGCCGCGACGUUGAAAUAUGAAAAGCCGGAGUUUGCUGGACAGGAGAGGUCGUUGGUGAGCGACAUCAUUCAUCAGAAAUAUGACAUCGCUGCUGAACAUGAUAAAAUCAUGGAGAAGACAUUAGGAUUAGAAUCACCGUUACUCGAUGACCCUACCAUGUUAGAAUCACUUCUCAACUGCCAAGAAAACACUGAGAAAUGUGCACUAAUGCUCGACGAGACAGAGUAUCUCCAAGAACAAUUAGAAGACAAGGAAUCUCUCUACAUCCCAGUUGCUGAAAACGGCAGCAUGGUCUACCGGAUGCUGAGAAAUAUGGCCGCUCAGAACGCAUUGUAUCAUAUCCCGUCAGGGCUGUUUGUGAAGAUCUUUGCUGAGACUGUGGAGUUGCACCAGCGUGGCAAGUUUAGCACAGGUGUACCAAAGGGACGCACUCGAGAACUAACUGAUGCAACCACAGCUGCCAUCUUCAAAUUUGCCUCCAUGUUGAUGUCCGAGUCUGAUGCCCAGUUAUUUGCCUUGAUGAUAACCAUAGAAACCAUGAAAUCCCAGGCGAAAUUGACACAUGAGGAAUAUGGCUUGUUUGUUAAUGGUUUAGAUGGUGUUGCGGCUCCCAAUGAUCAGAAAGAGGAGGAGAGACCUGAUUGGUUGACUCAAAAGUGCUGGCUUGAUUGUCUGAAGUUGGAGUCCAUCUGUGGCCAACUACAAGGUUUACCAGAGUCUCUCACAAAUCACUCAACACCGUGGAAGGAAUACUUCAAGCUUCCAGUCGCCCUGAUGAAUUGUGUAGCAGACGACAAGUUCCUCGAUCUCUCAAUCUUCCAGAAGGUUCUGGUGUGGAAAUUCUGUUGUCCACAGAGGCUCUUUGACGUCUGCCAGGCACUGGUUCUGCAUCAGCUCGGAGGUAAUGCUCCGCAGUCUGAUAACUAUGACGUCCGGGAUAUCUACCCAAUGACCGCUUGUAAUGUUCCUGUGGUGUUCGUGAUGCCCCCUGGUGGUGAGGAUGUGAGAGAUGGCUACUCCCUCGUUAGUCCAGCCAUUGCCAUCCAGCAAUACGCCAAAGAAAACAAACUCUCCAGCCGUGUGAAGGUGCUAAACUUUGGGACGUCUGCUGCUAUGGAGGAAGCGAAGAAGAUGCUGGAGUUUUGUAUGGAGUCAGGCGAUUGGUUGGUUCUGCAGAACACACAUCUUGUGGAGGCGUGGUCACAAGAUGUGUUGAAGUUAAUCAGGAAUGUUAUAACAUCAGAAAGUCGCCCUGAAAGCUCUGCCAACCUUGAAGUAUAUGAAAUGGAGUCAGUGGCUAGCAACAAGAGUGCAGUGGAUGAUGGGAAAUCUAUGAUGGGAGUAUUGAUUGACAGCACAAUCGACAUUCAUCGGGACUUCCGACUCUGGGUGGUUGGUAGGACGGAUACUGGGACCAUGUUACCAGGAGUUAUAACCCAAUACAGCCUAAAAGUGAGCACAAAGCUUUCACAUUCGCUGAAAAAUAUACUUCAGCGUUACUACGCCAUGACAGAGAAGGCUAUCACAACAUGGGAGAAAGCAUACCAGGACCCAACAUUGACUGCUAAUUUGAAGAAGUUCCACCUGCCACUGACAAUCUUACAAUCAGUUCUGCUUCAUCGCCGUGCGUACGGGAACAUCGCAUUCAGUCAUGCCAUGGACUGGUCACAUGGCGACUUUGUCACGGCACUUCUGCUCCUCAAACAGUUGGUACUGAUCACAAACGAGAGUGAGGGUAUCGUUGACUUGCUGAAACUGGUUUAUGGUGGUCCCAGUAUCGAUGGAUGCGACAAGAAAGUGAUAGAGGCUGUGAUUGCUCAGAUUGUCCACAAACAAAUUGCUCCGACACAGAAAGUGACCGAUGAACUGCCCACUGAUCUUCCAUCCCUGCUGAGUUACCUGGAGCCAACGGAAGAGGAGACAUUCUCUAAGCGAUUAGAGGAAUUAGUUGAAGUCAGUAGCGCUACCUUGGGUCUGUCUAAGUUGUCAGGACACCUAUUGUGUGCCAAUAGAAGCAGAGCCUUGGCAGAGGAUAUCAAGAAUCUGGUGGGUUCCUCGCAAACUCUUCGAAGAUCAGACGCAGAAAGUCAAAUAAUCAAAGACAUUCUCAAGCAAAUAGAAAAUCUCCCUGAAUUACCUCCAACAACACGAGAUCAUCUAUAUCCAUUGGAGAUCAUGUUACACUACGAGGUUGAGUCGUACAAAACACUCCUUUCGACUAUCCAAUCAGGUCUGACGUUGUUAGAUUUAGCAACACAAGGAGCAGUGGCGCUGUGUCAGGAACAAGAGGAAUUAUACAAGACUAUCUCACAGAAUGAUGUACCAAAAUCUUGGGAAGCUGACACAUUUCCAUCCGGUCUCAGCCUCGACAAAUGGCUGUAUCAUUUGGAGCAGAGAGUCGAACUGAUUACUGUCUAUGCUAAGAAUCCAGGAGCUGUUGCAGUGUUUGACUUGGCUGUAUUCCGCCGCCCGGACAAGUUCAUCCAAUGUAUCUUACAGAACCAUUCACGCAAGUCAUUCAGGGAUCUGCACACCUUUCGUCUUGAAGCUCAGUUCCUACCAAUGAGCAGUAAACCGUUCCAGCCACCAACAUCUGGCGUCUACGUCACCAACUUGCAGUUACACAAUGCAUCAUGGGAUGGCAUUCGUUCUGUUUUGAAAGACCAACCUGCAGAUCAGGAUGACCCAAGGAACAUGCCGACAAUCUGGCUCAAACCAGUCGAAAUUACAGACGAUUACAUUGAACAAAAACACAAUUUCUACGACUGCCCCAUUUAUUUGGGCGGUAAAUCAGGACAGCUGUUAUCUAAAAAUGUGGUGACGCAUUUGAAACUACAGACAGCAGCACCUCCCAUGAAAUGGGAAACAAAGCGUGUGUACAUGUCUUGUGAUUUGAACUAACGGUCUGUGGUCACUCUCCAAAAAUGUAUGGAAGCAGACAUUAGAAAGCUUGGUGAGAAUCCAUGUCGGGCAAUUUGAAUAGUUUAUUAUCUGUGAUUUUAGUCUUUGACUAUGGUGUAUAUAGAUAUGCAUAUUGUGUAUAUUUUGUAACUUAUCAUGUAUAUAUUGUCAUAGAUUUAUUUGAGUUGAUGUUCUAAUGCCCUGUGAUACACAUUUGAUGUUCCGUCCAUUAAACAAAAUGUACAAAAAUUCCACCCAACACUAUUUACAAGAUUCUUUAAUAUAUAAAACCCCCCGAGUGUAUAACAUAUCAGGUUCUGUAAAAAGCUGCUUGUGGUUUUUUUAAAAGUGAUUGCUGUUAUCCGUCCAACUGAACAUGGAAAGCACUUCUGCCUUCAAUUGAUAUGUAGAAUGAUCCCAUAUAUCAUUAAGAUGACCAUGUUCAAUGGUCCAUUGUGUGUUUUUUGCCCUUUUAAAUGAGUGCAGUGACACUACUUGAAUAUGUGGAAGUGGUGUAAAUAUCGUUAUUUGAUGUUGCAGCAAUUGACAAUUUUCAAAACGACAUAUUCCAUAUGAGGUUUGAGUCUUACUGCAGAUGAUUCCUUGUUUAUUUUUGAAUAAAGAUUA
Messenger RNA from Lineus longissimus, 17094 nucleotides. Its product is annotated as dynein axonemal heavy chain 6-like. Gene Ontology annotation, cellular component: dynein complex. The coding region runs from base 91 to 16467 and encodes 5458 amino acids. The transcript has 79 exons. Gene Ontology annotation, molecular function: ATP binding; dynein light intermediate chain binding; dynein intermediate chain binding. NCBI's taxonomy places the organism in Eukaryota, Metazoa, Nemertea, Pilidiophora, Heteronemertea, Lineidae. Gene Ontology annotation, biological process: microtubule-based movement. The record is from RefSeq and is a predicted model, not a curated record.